Danio rerio (zebrafish) is the source of this 1949-nucleotide messenger RNA. NCBI's taxonomy places the organism in Eukaryota, Metazoa, Chordata, Actinopteri, Cypriniformes, Danionidae. The record is from RefSeq and is a predicted model, not a curated record.
CACAGGAGGAGAGUUAAUAAAUGUAUGUGGGCGGGGGUCAGAGGGAGUAACUCUAGAUCCCCAUCAGGUCUUGUGUGACUCUGGGGGAAGGGGAUUCUGGGAUUGCAGGGUAAGGAAAACCUUCAAGUAAUUUGAACACGCUCCCAGAGACUUAGACCUGGACGAGCGUCAGUCUCUCCCAAAAAAGGGGAUGAAAGCAUGACAAUGAAGGAGGUGGAGUCACUAAACAGCACAUCGGGAGUCCAGCUAGUUAACAAGUUCACAAGUUCUGCUGCUUCUUUGUGACUUACAUUACAACUCUUUGGAUUUUUAUUGUUAUUUCAGAGUCCUGUUACUAUUUGAAUACAUCAUUUAGAAUGGCCGGUCCAGUUCCAGCUCUACCAGGCUCUUUUAAUCCCAGUGCGGACAGCGUUUACUCAGAUCAGUUCGGUUUUUAUACUAUGGACUAUAAAGUUCCUGGCCUUUCCAAAGUCAUCUUAGACAAACUGAACAUGAAGGACUACAAAGAAUACAGGGAAGCGCUGGAAGGCAAAGGCAAGGUGGGAUUUCGCUCUCACAAAGAAAUGUUUCAAAAACUAGAAGAAACCUUUAAAUUCUGUGCCAGAUGCUCCAAACUACCAUCUGACUUUGCAGAUCCUAAAGCACUUAAACGCUGCAUCAAGUGUCUGAAUGUGUAUUACUGCAGUAAAGAGUGUCAAAAGACGGACUGGUCUUUGCAUAAGAAGUUCUGCAAGAUGCUCCAUAAGGUCUCCAUUGACAGGCUGGUGGAGUGGCUCAUUCAUACAGGAGAUCUUCCUUUCCCUACGGAGGCGUGGUCUCGUCCUGCUAAAGAUGUCAGGUGUUGGAAUGAUUGGUUGUCGAUGCAGGGAGAUCUGAUGGGCCGUCUGGAGCCCAUCCUAUCAGGACAGAACAUGACAGACCUCUGGACCAAUAGCUGCAGGCCACGGCCAGAUGAGGCGGAGCUUCAAAAGUCUGUAUGGCGGGUUUGCAGUGAGUUCUUCUCCAGGUCUCUUACUAUAGGCCUGGGGAUCCAAAUGUCCCGUCUGGACCCAUAUUCACGGCCUCUGACUGUACAUUUAGUGGGUGCCGGCCACAACGAGACCCUGGGAGCCCGAACCACUGAUCUGGACGAGCUCAGCCACAUGUUCCCGGGGCACCAGGGGCUGGAGGUGGUGAUGGUGGGGCCUGAGGUGGUCCAGGGGCCCAUCAUGAGGCCUCCUCUGAGGGCGUUCGGGCCCCGGGGGCGAGUGUACAUCAGCGCCUACAAGGGCCUCUACCAUGAGUUCUGGGAGGAGAAAGUGGAGAAAGGAGAAGCUGCUAAACCUGAUCUGGUGGUGGGAUUUCACCCAGGGUUUCAUGCGUCUCAGGGUUUGGGUGAAGGCUGGCUGCCCACCUUACUGCUGCUCAGAGACUUCAACAUCCCAGCGCUCUUCACCGUCUUCAAUGAUGAGGAGCUGCAGUAUUCUCUUCAGAUCCUCCUGGAGCUGGAGAUGGACAUUAAAGACUCCGGGCCAAAUCCGUUCAGCUCCCAGAAGCCGGAGCAGGUCCAGUCCAGCCCCAACCACAGCCCCAGCCACUGCAGCGCCUUCUACAUCUACUUCCAGGGGCUCCAGGAGACUCAGACGGAGCAAGAGGAGACGAACACACACUCAUGAUUUCACCAUGAACUCACCACAUCUAUUUAAAACAUUCAUACAAUUUCCUUUAGCUUAUUUAUCAGAGGUCGCCACAGCGGAAUGAACCACCAACUAUUCCAGCAUAUGUUUUAGACAGCGGAUGACCUUCCAGUUGCAACCCAGUACUGGGAAAUCCUAAUAUUGCCCACAUGCUGUAAAAUCAAGUAUUUUUUUAUGAAAUAUAGCAGCAUAGUGGCUCAGUGGUUAGCACUGCCAUCUUACAGCAAGAAUGAAUGAGUGUAUAUGGGUGUUUCUCUGUACUGGGUUGCAGCU